This is a messenger RNA of Oryza sativa Japonica Group (Japanese rice), 2326 nucleotides long. Its product is annotated as probable zinc metalloprotease EGY3, chloroplastic. The record is from RefSeq and is a predicted model, not a curated record. Lineage: Eukaryota; Viridiplantae; Streptophyta; Magnoliopsida; Poales; Poaceae.
GUGUGCAGGUGCCGUGCAGUUCAGCUUGCCAGUUGGAUAAGCCGAGGCCUCAACUCCUUCGUCGCCUUCCGCCGCUACUCGAUCAGCAGCUCAGCCUCCUCACCGUCGCAGUCUUCACGACUCCUCCCCGCGCCUUCUCGACGUUCUAGAACUCUCCCUCCUCCUCCUCUCCAUUUCCGAACCUUUUUAAGCUCCCCUACGAGCUUCCAUUCUCAGAUCUGCAAGAAAGAACAGCUAGAACAAUCACUUGCAAGCAUACACACACCAAGCUAGCUAGCUCGAUCGUCGCCAAUGGCGUCGUCCUCCCUCGUCACCUCUCUCUUGUUCAGCAGUAGCAGCAGCAGUAACACUGCAACUAGUACAAGCUCAAGAAGAAGCUUCAGUCUUUUCUCCAAGAACCAGUACUGCAAGCCUAGGCCUCUCAGGCGAAGCAGUAGCCGCCUCCUCGUCAGGUGCUCCUUGCAACAGCAGCAGGAGGAGAAGGCGGCGCCGGCGGCGGAGUCGCACCACGCCGGCGGCGGACAGGACGACGCCGCCACGGCGUCGCACCACGCCGUGGAAGGAGAGAACGGUGUCGCAGACGCCGACGGCGGCGGCGUGAAGAAGAGCAAGGAGGAGUUGGAGGAGGAGGAGCAGCAGGAGGUGGACUGGAGGUCGGACGAGGAGUUCAAGAGGUUCAUGGGGAACCCGUCCAUCGAGGCCGCCAUCAAGCUGGAGAAGAAGCGCGCCGACCGGAAGCUCCGCGAGCUCGACCGCGAGCCCGACGCCAACCCGCUCGCCGGCCUCCUCCGCGGCCUCGCUAGGGGCCAGCUCGCCCGCGAGAAGGAGAGGCUCGAGCUCGCCGAGAACACCUUCAAGGCGCUUGACCUCAACAAGGUAUAUCAAUGGCGUCUUGACCUCAAGAGCUGCUUCGGCUACGACACGUUCUUCGCCGUGGACGUCCGGAGGUUCGGCGACGGCGGCAUCUUCAUCGGCAACCUGAGGAAGCCCGUGGAGGAGGUGAGGCCGAAGCUGGAGAAGAAGAUCGCCGAGGCGGCCGGCACAGACGUCACCCUCUGGUUCAUGGAGGAGAAGAACGACGACAUCACAAAACAGGUCUGCAUGGUCCAGCCGAAGGCAGAGAUCGACCUGCAGCUGGAGAUCACCAAGCUGAGCACGCCGUGGGGAUACCUGAGCGCCGUGGCGCUGGCCGUCACGACGUUCGGGACGAUCGCCAUCAUGAGCGGCUUCUUCCUCAAGCCCGGCGCGACGUUCGACGACUACGUCUCCGACGUGCUCCCUCUCUUCGCCGGCUUCCUCUCCAUCCUCGGCGUAUCCGAGAUCGCGACGAGGCUGACGGCGGCGAGGUACGGCGUGAAGCUGAGCCCGUCUUUCCUGGUGCCGUCCAACUGGACGGGGUGCCUCGGCGUGAUGAACAACUACGAGUCGCUGCUGCCGAACAAGAAGGCCCUGUUCGACAUCCCGGUGGCGCGCGCGGCGAGCGCGUACCUCACCUCGGUGGCGCUCGCCGUCUCCGCGUUCGUCUCCGACGGCAGCCUGAACGGCGGCAAGAACGCGCUGUUCGUCCGGCCGGAGUUCUUCUACAACAACCCGCUGCUGUCGUUCGUGCAGGCGGUGAUCGGGCCGUACGCCGACGAGCUCGGGAACGUGCUGCCGAACGCGGUGGAGGGCGUCGGCGUGCCGGUGGACCCGCUGGCGUUCGCGGGGCUGCUCGGGAUCGUGGUGACGUCGCUGAACCUGCUGCCGUGCGGGAGGCUGGAGGGCGGGCGGAUCGCGCAGGCGCUGUUCGGGCGCGGCGCGGCGGCGGUGCUGUCGUUCGCGACGUCGGUGGCGCUCGGCGCGGGCGCCAUCAUCGGCGGGAGCGUGCUGUGCCUGGCGUGGGGGCUGUUCGCGACGUUCGUCCGCGGCGGCGAGGAGAUCCCGGCGCAGGACGAGAUCACGCCGCUGGGGAGCGAGCGCUACGCGUGGGGGCUCGUGCUCGCCGUCGUCUGCCUCCUCACGCUCUUCCCCAACGGCGGCGGCACCUACUCCAGCGACUUCCUCGGCGCGCCAUUCUUCCGCGGCGGCAUCUAAGGCGCCCCUCGAGGCCUCGAUCGAUCUCUCCAUCCAUGGCGGCGCGAGUAGGCUUUAGUGGGCGAACAAGUAGCUAGAGGGCGAUUACUCUGUUUAUGCUUCGACGCGUAUGUGUAUAUAACAACAUAAAUCAUACGUAUUACUAGUACUUACUAACCUCUACGAAUUUUGCAUUUGAAGAUCUUAUAUUGUUCUUUUCGGCUACUUUACUGAAUUAUUAUCGCUGAUUAUUUACACCACGCAUUCAAAAUUA